AUGGCUACCAAAGAAGAUAUCAACCAGGAGGUGCCGGUGCAUGAUGAUGAGAAAUAUGUUGGCGAGAAGGAGGCUACAACUCAUCUAGAUGUGCAAAACAGUACUGCAGCAAAAAUCAAGAACCCUCUGGCUCAUCUGUCGAAUGAAGAGGUGACCAAGAAUGUGGAAGACUUCGCCAAGGAUAAUGAUUUUAAUGACAUGUCGCCUCUCCUUGUGAGAGGUGCCCUUGUCGCCAAAGACCCUCCGGCUUUUGAAUCGGUUCCUGGGCUUACUGAGCCUGAGAAAGAAGCCAUCCGAAAUGAAGUUUUACACAAGUGGCGUCAACCAAAAUCGUUAUACUUCACCAUCAUUCUUUGCUCCGUCGGCGCUGCCGUUCAAGGCUGGGAUCAGACUGGCUCAAAUGGCGCAAAUUUAUCGUUUCCUGAUGCCUUGGGGAUACCCAUCAGUGAUGACAUUAACGGCGUGCCAAAUCCAAACGCAGCUCGGAAUCAAUGGUACCAGGGAUUGAUCAACGCAGGUCCAUAUAUUGCAUCCGCUUUCCUUGGCUGUUGGUGCUCCGACCCUUUGAACAACUAUUUCGGACGUCGUGGGACGAUUUUUGUCUCUGCAGUGUUUUGUCUCCUCGCGCCUAUCGGUAGUGCUGUCGCUCAAACUUGGGAGCAACUCCUGGUCACCCGUCUCUUGCUCGGGAUUGGAAUGGGAUGUAAAGGCUCCACUGUACCAAUUUUCAGUGCCGAGAAUGCGCCAGCAGCUGUACGUGGAGGACUAGUCAUGAGUUGGCAGAUGUGGACAGCCUUUGGGAUUUUCUUGGGCACAUGUGCCAACUUAGCAGUCAAAGAUACAGGGGCCAUUUCCUGGCGGCUUCAAUUCGGAUCUGCCUUGAUUCCAGCGCUGCCGCUUCUUGUCGGAAUAUACUUCUGUCCAGAAUCCCCCCGCUGGUACAUCAAGAAGGGUUAUUACCGCAAGGCCUUCCAGUCGCUCAAGCGUCUUCGAAACACCGAACUUCAAGCGGCCCGUGACUUGUACUAUAUCUACGCUCAACUUCAGAUGGAAGCAACCUUAGUUUCGAGGCAGACCACCUAUGUUACUCGGUUCAUCCAACUUUUCACCAUCCCUCGUGUCCGUCGGGCGACUCUGGCAUCCUUCACUGUCAUGAUUGCUCAGCAAAUGUGUGGAAUCAAUAUUAUCGCCUUUUACAGUUCGACAGUAUUCGAGCAGGCUGGUGCAUCUGUCACAGAAUCGCUUUUAGCAUCAUGGGGGUUCGGUCUUGUCAAUUUCGUUUUCGCUUGGCCUGCCAUCUGGACCAUUGACACCUUUGGCCGACGAUCUCUACUUCUGUUUACUUUCCCGCAAAUGGCAUGGACGCUUUUAGCAGCUGGUCUUUGCUAUCUCAUUCCCGAAGGCAACAAAGCACAUCUGGGCCUUGUAGCUCUUUUCAUCUACCUAUUCGCCGCUUUCUACUCGCCAGGUGAAGGCCCUGUGCCUUUCACGUAUUCCGCUGAGGUGUUCCCACUGUCGCAUCGUGAAGUUGGUAUGGCGUGGGCAGUGGCGACAUGCCUCUUCUGGGCAGCUGUACUUUCCAUUACCUUCCCACGUAUGCUUUCAGCCAUGACUCCGACUGGUGCGUUUGGCUUCUACGCCGGGUUGAACAUUAUUGCUCUUAUCAUGAUCUUCUUGUUCCUCCCAGAAACCAAGCAGCGUACCCUGGAGGAGCUUGACUACAUCUUUGCGAUUCCCACACGUACAUUCAUGCGCCAUCAAGUUGGAACAGUUCUCCCAUGGUGGAUCAAAACAACAAUCUUCCGCCGCAAGAUCGGUCCUUGCCCUUCGUUAUGGUCGUUUGACGGGCACGUCGAUAACGACAAGGAAUUCGUUGAGACGAUUCGCCGCCAGAGUCAGGCUGUUCAGGGCGCGCGUCGCACCAGCGUUGUUGGCAAGAUCGCCAAUCGCUUCUGA
This is a messenger RNA of Exophiala aquamarina CBS 119918, 1956 nucleotides long. RefSeq lists its product as uncharacterized. The record is from RefSeq and is a predicted model, not a curated record. Gene Ontology annotation, molecular function: myo-inositol:proton symporter activity. Gene Ontology annotation, cellular component: membrane. The transcript is spliced from 9 exons. Bases 1 to 1956 code for a protein of 651 amino acids. Lineage: Eukaryota; Fungi; Ascomycota; Eurotiomycetes; Chaetothyriales; Herpotrichiellaceae. Gene Ontology annotation, biological process: transmembrane transport.